CUCGUCGUCAAGUAUGGCGUCACCACGGGCCUUUCGGAAGCUCUAGCGUCCGAGCUCGUUCGCUCUCAAACCAGCAUCCCUGUUCCUCGUGUUCUCGCCUACUAUUCCGACUCCGAGUCCAGGAUUCCGUAUAAGAUCGGAUACAUCGUGAUGGAGAAGGUCGAGGGUGUGAUGCUAAAUAGUAUCUUGGAGAUGUUGGACGAUGCCGCGAUCGAGUCCAUCACUUCUCAGCUGGGGGAGUAUCUCAGCGAGAUGAAGAAGCUCGACAGACCUGGGGAAUGGGGAAUGUCUCCGUUUCACGCCAAUUCCAGGACAUCAAACCCUCUUCGAGCUCGGUGCUGCAGAGACUUCGUGGAACAUUUCGCCCAACUCGUCGAUCGCAGCAUGAACGAGAAAUGGGCCGCCAGCACGCGGGCGAUAGUCGAUUCUUUCAACAACGAUCUCCCUUCCUCGUUCUGUCAUCCCGAUCUCAUUCCGGAGAAUAUCAUGGUUGACAAACGCACGAAUCGUAUCACUGCCAUCAUCGACUGGCAAGGAGCCGGCUGGUAUCCGUACUUCUUUCAAUCGUGGGUCGCC
Messenger RNA from Stereum hirsutum FP-91666 SS1, 576 nucleotides. Its product is annotated as kinase-like protein. The transcript has 2 exons. The record is from RefSeq and is a predicted model, not a curated record. The annotation marks the transcript as partial. NCBI's taxonomy places the organism in Eukaryota, Fungi, Basidiomycota, Agaricomycetes, Russulales, Stereaceae.